This is a messenger RNA of Branchiostoma belcheri (Belcher's lancelet), 943 nucleotides long. RefSeq lists its product as uncharacterized. The coding region runs from base 545 to 943 and encodes 132 amino acids. NCBI's taxonomy places the organism in Eukaryota, Metazoa, Chordata, Leptocardii, Amphioxiformes, Branchiostomatidae. The record is from RefSeq and is a predicted model, not a curated record. The transcript is spliced from 4 exons.
GGAAUAGACUGUCUAUGGUUGUGUAUGUAUAUGCAUUUAUUGUUAGCUAGUAUAGUAAAGGAUUUGCCAAUUUUGUGAUUUAGAUAAAGUUGGGCAUGUAUGUAUAGUAGCACUUAUUUACUGACAAUUUAUAAUUAAUGAUUUAUAGCCAAAGGCAUGCAUUUUCAACAAACCAAACUAAGCUAUUAUCUACUAUGUCAGUUCACAGUAUAGUUGCUCUAUCUCAGUUCCUCCCAACUUCUGUUCAAAGGUGGCUUAAGGUGCACGGUAUAUCCAUGGAAUCUGAGAAGACCUCACGGGCAAUUGAAAAAAUCUGCUCCCUAAGAUGGAGAUUAAGUGUGACCUCCUUCCCUUUACCACCAAAGCCACUGAUGGAUCAGGCCAAGUUACUGUAGCAGGCCACCCAACAACGUCAACGCACCCAACAACGUCAACGCACCCAACAACGUCAACGCACCCAACAACGCACCACCUGCCAACCCACCUCCAUCUGGCAUCUGCAGUCUGGGACAACCUGAACAGGAAUUCAAAUGAUCAUUGACUGAUGAUGGCAUCGGGGCACUGGUCGUCUCCAAGGCGAUUCUUCAAAAAACCGAGCAGACCUAUUGCCGAGCUCGGUAACAAGGAAAUCCGCCAGCUGCUACCAGCAUGGGUCCGGACUCUCAGGCCGGACACGGCCGUCCCCGGGUACGGCGAUCCCGCCAAGAGACCUGCCUUCUGGUCGGCGGACGUCCCCUAUGCCCUGCCUUCCAAGAAACCUGCCGACUUCAAUGGAGUCACACUGAGCGUGCUGACUUUAACAGAAGCUGGAAAAGGGCACCUGGCAUUUUUGGACAUGAAAGAGGUGAUUGUGGCCUCAACACCCCAUGCCACCAACCCACAGACCAUCAGCUGGGCGGAGGUUAAGCUUCAGAGACGACACCAUGUCUCCGCGCUGCCUUGA